This is a messenger RNA of Closterium sp. Naga37s-1, 936 nucleotides long. The record is from the annotation of a GenBank genome assembly. NCBI's taxonomy places the organism in Eukaryota, Viridiplantae, Streptophyta, Zygnematophyceae, Desmidiales, Closteriaceae.
AUGGUGGGUGCGCGCACGGGGGUAUCUGCAUCCGCCGCUGCGCGGAGCAGCGCGCGCUGCCUCCGCCGGCUUCGUCCGCGGAGAGCGCGGCUGGCGGUGGUGCGGCUGGCGCUGGGAGCAGCAGUGGUCGUGGUGGGCGCAAUUGCGGUGACGGUGCGCGGCAGUGGUGCCCCCGUGAAGCGCGCAGGCGCGGGGGCAAGAGAGGUGGCGCAACGCCGCCAGUGUCGGAUGCAGGCAGUAGGGAUGGGGCACGAUGGCAUGCAGGGGGGUGUGCUGUCGCUGGGUAGCGUGGGGCGGUGGAGGCUGCCACGCCGUGCCCUCCCUUCCUUCCACCCCCCCCCUCGUCCCCACUCUCUCACCUCCUUUCUUCUCCCUGACCACUACCCUCCCCUCUCCCUCCCUGCUUCCCCCAAUUCACACCAGCAGCACUGCUCAACACUCUUAACCAUCACAGCGCUCUUUGUGAAUGGCGACUCCUGGGUGGACGUAGGCAACAACCACGACGGCUCCCACCGCUUCCUGCGUGCUGACCUGCCGCUCUACGGCAUGAGUUACAUCGAGGCGUUGGAGCGCUUCUCCGAUGGCCGCCUGAAGAUCGACUACUUGGCGCGCUAUCUGGGGCUGCCCUCGCCGCCCCCCGUGCUACAGCAAGGGCGCAAUGCCUCUCGCGGGCUUUACUUCUCCCGUGCGGAGAGCCACACUCUCGACCACCGCCUGCUCGACGCGAUUCACGGCAGCGAGGGUGGCUAUAUUGUGGGAGCAGGACGCGCAAGCUCCGCGGAUGGGGGAGUGCGGCGGGCGUCCCUCAUCAAGUACCCACCCUUGGAGGAAGUGAGGGGUCUGCCGGAGGAGAUUGUGGGGGAUGAGGAGGACAUGGAUUUUGCAGAUGUUGAUGCAAGCGUGGAAGGCGAGGAAGAUGAGGAUGAUGGGGUGUAG